ACUGCGCUCCCGAACUCUGAACCUGAUGCUGAUUCCUGAACACCAAGACCAGUCAUCUCAACCAAUCUGGAGCAUGGCCACGCACGCUUGCAUCGUCCGCGACCCAGACGGAAUUCUUGCCUUUGCCUGAACCUCGAACUAGUGAUUGACAACUCACUCUCCCUUCCUCAACCACUUCCACCACCGCAAACCUGCCUACCAGUGGCCAAUUUGAUCUUCUGCCCAGCCCAGCCCAUCGCAUCGCGCAAAGCUUCUACUUAACCUCAUCGCUCGCCGGAAUUCCAAACACCGUACAGUAUCAUGCGCGAGCAAUGCUACAGACCUUCUCGAAUACGCCCGCGGUUGCGACUCGCGCACGCCGACCAAGGUCAAAACUGAGUUUUCGCGCAUUCUACGUCACCGUUCUUUUGAUAUCUGCUUUUGCAGUCAUCAGCUUGGUUGCGGAGCAGACAGCGAGACACAGACAUGGCUCGGAGUAUGGUGCAGCGCAGCGGCGGGCGCUGGCCAGUUUGGAUAGUGGCAGACUUUACAGGAGGGACGAGGAAGUGAGUGUUGGCGAAGUCCUUCUCAGAUAUCAACACUAACAAAGUCCAAACUUCAGUGCCGUCUAGUUCACCAAGCCGAAGAUAAGUGCGCCUUCAUCAAAGCCAAUUGUCCGGACGAAGAAGCCGGUCUUCUAUCCUACCUAUCCCUCUAUUACUGUGAUCUCAGCUCGGCGCAACCGUUCGCAUUUAUAAUUCUCACCCUGUGGUUGGCACUGUUGUUCACAACAAUAGGCAUUGCAGCUUCGGAUUUCUUCUGCAUCAACCUAUCCACCAUAGCGAGCAUUCUUGGAAUGAGCGAAUCCAUGGCCGGAGUGACAUUCUUGGCUUUUGGCAAUGGGAGCCCUGAUGUGUUUUCCACGUUUGCUGCCAUGAGUUCUCAUAGCGGAAGUAUGGCGAUAGGUGAACUGAUUGGAGCGGCCGGUUUUAUAACAGCGGUCGUGGCUGGUUCAAUGGCAUUGGUACGAGAGUUCAAAGUCGGGAAAAAGACUUUUGUCCGAGAUGUGGGCUUCUUUAUUGUCGCUGCAUGCUUUACUAUGGGAUUUCUGUCGGACGGGGAGCUUCAUUUGUGGGAGUGCUGCGCCAUGAUUGGAUUUUACAUUUUCUACGUUAUUGUGGUGGUCAUGUGGCAUUGGUGGUUGGGUCGCCGACGUUUAAGACGAGAGAGAGAGGCUGCUGCUCGCGGCCACUAUCUGGCAAAUUCGAGCGAAGAAAUAGAAGUGACCGAGGAGGAUGACGACGAUGACGAUGCCCCCGCGGGACAAAGAGGUCGAUAUAGAGACUCGGAGGAUUUUGCUGCUCUGGAGGGUGGACCAGGCACAACUUACGACGGAUCCCAGGCAGACCAUGAGAUUGAUGAGGAGGGCGAAGAAGGAAGACAACUGGCCGCCGAGAUGGCGAGCAGUAUGCGUGUCACGCGCCCAAGGGGCUCUCGGAGAAAUACCAUCACUCCAAUCCGACCCAGUUUGGUUGGAGCUCUGGAAUUUAGAUCGGUUCUUUCAUCACUUCAGAGAUCUCGAGGAUCCCACGCACGGCCAAUACAUCUUCGUCGAUAUUCGGACGAUCCAACUGGAGGGAACACCAUAAGCAACUUUGCUCGAUUGCCUUCGGGCCAGGGGCCAUAUUCAGACAACGUUUCUAGCAUUGUUGUGACUAGAGCAGAAGAUUCCGACGAAUCCGUAGAGACAAUGCCAUCACGAAGAUUACGAGCGGUAUCUAUGAAUGACGCUGAGGGAUCCAAACUGCCAGAUCCAGCGGCUUUUAGCGUUGCCAAAAUCCCAAAUAUCGGGCUUGUGGCAGCCACUCCUACACACCCCACACACCUAAGCGCAGAAUCUGCAAGCCUUCACGCACCUCCCUCACCAUCGAUUUCUGUCUCUCCUCCAUCAUCGGUUCUUGGAUUCAGGGGUAUGAGCCCAGCUCCUUCCAGAGAUGGUCGCAAACAUAAUAGCCUGGCACCCCCAGCUGAGGGUUCGAGCGCUCGUCAUCUUCGAGUAGACUCUAUAGACUCUUUGAGGCCGCAGCGUCCUCGACUUGAUAUUCCUGGCUCCAUAUCAAGAGAUAGCUCCCGCUCUCCCAGAUCUUCAAUCACGUCUCCCAUUCUGCAGUUUCCUGCCUAUACCGACUCCCCCUUGCCGAUGUCUGCCCGCAGCUCACAAGCUCCAAGUCUCAUGCUUCCCGACAAUGCACUGACUGCAGAGUCAUCAUAUACAGAGCAGGGUCUGGGGGAAGAAUAUCUAGAGAAACGGAUUAAAUGGUGGCCAUAUCGUUUCUUACCUAGCCCCUACGUUCUACUGUCUACGCUCUUCCCUACCUUAUCAACGUGGCGAGAUAAAUCGAUCUGGGACAAAUUCGUCAGUGUCAUAUCAGCACCAAGUAUAUUUCUUCUUGCUAUUACUCUGCCUGUCGUAGAGUCUGAGCAAAGGGAAGAGGAAGUUCCUGAACCGGCUGUUACAGAAGAGAGACGCCCUCUUUUGAGGAACAGGUCGAGGAGGGGUACACUGCCACCUGUUUUAACACCAGAAAGUCCAUCAAUGGGACCCGAGCCCGAAUGGUCGCAAUAUCAACGAAUGGCUGGUAGUCAAUCUCCUCGAUUGCCAAAUGAUCAUUCCGGUCUUACUGGCCACGGUGCUGCAGCGGUUGCUGUUUCUGCUGAGCAUCUCCACAACCACAUGCAACCAGUGAUAGAUCCACCAAAACAACCAACUAACUCCGUCGAAGAUCUUCACGACACGACCAGCGAUAAGUGUCCAUCGGGUGAUUGGAAUCGAUGGUUGGUUUCAGUUCAACUCUUCACUGCCCCUUUGUUCACAGUGUUCAUAAUUUGGGCCAACGGCGAUCCUAGUUGGAGUCUUCUCGCCCGAUUGGUUCUAUAUUCCCUCCUCGGAUCACUUGUGGCCUUUGCCAUUUUGGUCUUCACUACUACGCCCUCCAAGCCACCAAAAUAUCGAUUUCUUCUGUGUUUCAUGGGGUUUGUUGUUUCCGUGGCCUGGAUCUCGACAAUUGCAAAUGAAGUGGUAGGGGUUUUGAAGGCUUUCGGGGUCAUACUUGGGAUAUCAGACGCCAUUCUCGGACUCACCAUCUUUGCGGUUGGUAAUUCUCUUGGAGACUUGGUGGCCGACAUCACAGUCGCUAGACUAGGAUAUCCUGUCAUGGCAUUGAGUGCUUGCUUCGGUGGACCAAUGCUCAACAUAUUGCUUGGCAUUGGAAUUUCUGGUGUUUACAUGACCAUCAAAGAGGCGAACCAUAAGCACUCGAAACACCCAGGAAAAAACAUCAAAUACAAACCAUAUCAUAUCGAAGUUAGUCGAACUCUUAUGGUUUCGGGAGCUACUUUGUUGGUUACUCUGGUUGGAUUAUUGGUGGCGGUUCCAAUGAAUAAAUGGGUUAUGAGUCGACGAAUUGGUUGGGGACUUAUUAGUUUAUGGAUCUGCAGUACGGUGAUUAAUUUGGGUGUGGAGAUUAGCGGGUGGGGGGUCACUUCCUAACAUCUCUUUUUAAAUAUUGUUUAUGUUUCAUAAUCAUAAUUGGGUUUGUUCUAUAUGGGUAGGCUUUGGGCAAUGGGCGUUUGAGGGAAGCUACAUAGGUAGCGUCUUUGGCUGUUCUCGGCGUUUUCUUGACUAUUGGAGUUUUACAUACGAGUGGGAAUACGUAUAUAUGUAGUAGAUUCUUAUGAUGACUUCAAAUCUCAGUUCAGUCUUGA
Messenger RNA from Hymenoscyphus albidus, 3744 nucleotides. The record is from the annotation of a GenBank genome assembly. Lineage: Eukaryota; Fungi; Ascomycota; Leotiomycetes; Helotiales; Helotiaceae.